Seriola dumerili (greater amberjack) is the source of this 3129-nucleotide messenger RNA. It is a transcript of the gene usta, whose product is annotated as uronyl 2-sulfotransferase. Gene Ontology annotation, cellular component: membrane. The record is from RefSeq and is a predicted model, not a curated record. Bases 248 to 1462 code for a protein of 404 amino acids. Gene Ontology annotation, molecular function: sulfotransferase activity. Lineage: Eukaryota; Metazoa; Chordata; Actinopteri; Carangiformes; Carangidae. The transcript has 8 exons.
GCAGAAGGAUGGACCCUUAACUCUGCUGGAAGGACGGAAGGAAGGAACAGUCAUCCUGCGAGCGCAAACGAGAGAGACCGAGCAGAAGCGAAACGCCUGUGCGCAACAAACAACCCCGUGGCUGCGGCAGCGGAGGAGAGCUGGGUCUCCAAAAUAACUGGCCGUCCGCCUCAAAUGAUCUCAAAGCGACAAGUUUCACUUUCCACAGGCGGAUGGGUGACUUUCCACGGCGCUUUGUGAGGAGGAGAUGAUGAAGAAUUUCAGCAGCAGUCCCCUUCACAGCAACAGCCAGACUCCCAAUCACAUCAGAGAGCGAAACAACAGAAAGUAUAGCUUACUCUCUACCAUACCGCUGCGAUUUUCCCUGCGAGGCUAUGGUUUCUGCAUGGCUACGCUGUUCCUCUUCUGUUUCGGCUCCCUAUUUUACCAGCUGAACGGAGGACCCCCUAAAAUCCUGCUGGACAUCCGACAGUAUCUCGGUGAAUCCACAUAUCUGGAUGACCACGGACCCCCUGCUCCAAGAGUGCUCCCGUUCCCCAGCCAGGUGGUUUAUAACCGCGUGGGGAAGUGUGGCAGCCGGACAGUGGUCAUCUUACUGAGGUUACUGGCUGAGAAACACCAGUUCAACUUGGUCUCCUCUGACAUCCACAAUAAAACACGCCUCACAAAACAUGAACAGGUGGAUCUCAUGAAGAACAUCAGUAAUAUCCCUCAGCCAUUCCUCUAUACACGGCAUGUUCACUUCCUCAACUUUACCAGGUUCAGGAUAGAGCAGCCGGUCUAUAUCAACAUAAUCCGGGAUCCAAUCAACCGGUUCCUCUCCAACUACUUCUUCCGUCGCUUUGGUGACUGGAGGGGCGAGCAGAACCACCUCAUCCGCACUCCGGGGAUGAAGGAUGAUGAGAGAUACCUGGAUAUCAACGUGUGCAUUCUAGAGAAUUACCCCGAGUGCUCCAAUCCCAGAGUUUUCUACAUCAUUCCCUACUUCUGCGGACAGCAUCCUCAAUGCAGAGAGCCAGGAGUAUGGGCUUUGGAGAGGGCCAAGCAGAAUGUGCUGGAGAACUACCUCCUCGUGGGAAUCCUGGAGGAGCUGGAGGAUGUUCUGCUCCUGUUGGAGAGGCUCUUACCUCAUUACUUUACUGGAGUACUCAACAUUUACAAGAGCCCGGACUACAGAAAGAUGGGGAACAUGACAGGCACAGUGCGCAAACACACACCCACUCUGGAGGCCCUGCAGGUGCUUUACCACCGCAUGCGCUACGAGUAUGAGUUCUACAACUUCAUCCGUGACCAGUUCCAUCUGACGAAGAAAAAAAUUGGCCUCAAGUCUGUCUCCCAACCCCCUGCUUAUUCACCUGCUUUCCUACGGGAGCUGGCCCUCCGAACCCCAGAGCCUCUGGAUGAAGAUGAGGAGCUGGACACAGACCUGGAGGAUGCCAACAGCUGGCUGGUCCAUCCCUAAGGGCUCUUUGAUGAACAGUGGAUACAGCCAAAAAAGGCUGAUUGGCUAGAAUUGGCUGGAGAUAGCUGGAGGCAGCCUGAAGGCAAAGGGGAGCGUUCCCCGUCUUUCGGCAAUCCCAAGAAAAGUGAGGUGUGUUUAGGGGUGUGCGGAUCCUGACGCUCGUGUUUUUCCGAGCUCUGUUUUCCAUCUGCAAUAGACUCCUAUCACGGCAGGCUCAGCACUGAGGACUAUAGGGUUGAGUUAUUGGAAGGACAAAAUGCUCUAUUUAAAAAUUGACCAAGGACAAUGGGAAAUAAUUUUAAGCUCAUUUUGCUUGACUCAAAUUUUGUUUUAAUUUGAGCUUGUUUUGGGUUUAAUUAUGUAAAAAUAAACAAAAAUCUAUCAUAGCUAUAAUCUCCAGGAGAGAUUAGCGCAAGAUGUGGACAGCUAAAUGUGUUGGGAAAUAUUCUAUAUGUUGGUCGCUUGGAUGUUUACUGUAUGAGUGGACUUCAGAGACAUUGCCCAAAAGAGAGGAUGCUAUUUUAUGAAAGGAUUAAUGUCCUAAAAGCUGGAAUGGAAAUGAUAUCCACAAAUAAAAAAAAGUGCCAAAAGUCUUGUAUGUAUAUUAGUCGUCCAGGACUGUUGUAAGUGCCAAACCUCGCUAAGAGUUCCAGUAACUGUGUGAGAGGAACCUCUGUGCACAGCUGGUGCAGUUGUGGGACAUAGUCAAGUCAGUCGUUAUAGUAUUGGUUUAUAACAUUUUUUUUUUCAUUUGUCAGAUAUUCUUAGGUAUAAAUGAGGGUUAAACAGUAAGCACUCAAUUAUGAAUUCAAAGAAUUCCAACUAUGUGUGCAUGAAUGAUUGAGUUUGACCAAACCAGCAGCAUAUUUUAGGAUAGAUUUAUUACUUGGAACAGGUCAUUAGUUGAGAAUAUAGGCUAAUAUAACAGUAAAAAGCAUUUAUGGAGCGUAAUUAGUUUAAUCCAAAGUUUAAAAGAUUGAGCUUGCCAAAUACCAGUGUUUCUACUGCGAUGCAUUACAAAACUGUAUGAGUAUAGAGCACUUUUUUCUGAGGUGACUUUUACUGAAAAUUCUGCAGCAAAAUGAGGGAUUUGGUCACAAAACUGGGAACUAAUUUGCCUUCAAUUUCAAAUAGAUUACGUUACUGUUCAAGCGUUCAUUUUGGUCUGUUUUCUCUCUCAGAAUAAUAUCAUGAAAGUGUGUGAAGUGUUACCAAUUCCAGCUAACUCUAAUUUCUAAUUCUCUAGCAGCUAUUCAGAGUGCAUGUUUUUCAUCACUCAUGUUGAAAAAAAAAGAGAAAAAAAAAAUCGUGCAGAGAAUGGUAACCAUAAGCUAAUAUGUGCCUGUCGUCUACGUAUUUCACUCUACCAUCCUAAUCUCCAUUGUCUGUACCUAUUCAUUGUCCUGGUUUGUGUUCAGUGUUUCCUUUUUUGCCAAUUUUAAUUUAUUAUUUUGUAUUCAUUUGCAUUCCAGAUAAGAUUCUCAGGAAGGAAAAAAAAAAUGUUUCAUAACUUGAUGAUUUGUACAUUUGGUUUCCGACGGCUAUGAACUUACUCUUGGCAUUUUGAAGGUGUCUGGAAUGGGUUUAUAUCAACAGCUGAAACCUGGUUAACAACAACUAAUGCAGUCCAUCAUUUUACAGCCUUCAAAAUAAAUGUCCUCUAACUA